Messenger RNA from Lactuca sativa (garden lettuce), 1038 nucleotides. NCBI's taxonomy places the organism in Eukaryota, Viridiplantae, Streptophyta, Magnoliopsida, Asterales, Asteraceae. The record is from RefSeq and is a predicted model, not a curated record.
UACAAUUCUCGUCUGUCUUCAAAAGAGUCGAAGCAAACCGUAGGAAAGGAAAGGGAAGACGAUGGUUGAUCCAAAUCAAAUUCCUGCUAAACCUACACCGAUUAGCGAUGAAGUCAAAUGUUUGAAAAUUAUUGGUGUUAACAGGUCCACUGAUAAACGGUAAACGAGUUCAAUUCGGUUCUGCAAAGGUACAACAUAGGUUUCGUGCAAGAAUUACUCAAGAUUAUCGGUGAUGAAGAUGAAGUCAUAACCUCCAUUCACACUACCUCAAGAGCCGAAAUCAGGAUUCUAGAACAUGCCCCAGCCAAGAAAGAUGGUCAGUUAUAUAUCCAAAUUCUGGGUAGUGAUCUCCAAGUCCAAAUUGCUGAAUUCCUCAUUAAGGAAGCAAUCAAAGAGGGAUAUACAGAGCCAUUAAUCCCUACACCUUUAAUGCCAACACCUAUUUUUAAACUUGUCAUAAACAUUGAGUUAGACCAAGUUGAACCUUUCAUGGGCAUCAAUAUUUGAAGAUGGAAUCAGAAUCCAAGACAUGGAUAGAGGUGGAUACAUUGGAUAGAAAGGUCAAGGUAUAUGGUCAAAAGGAGGAUAUUUUUAAGGCCAAGUUGAUGAUUAAUGAUCAGCUUGGUCAGGUGAAUAAGGAACUUAAAGUGAGAAGUAAUGGGGCUGCUAAAGAAGUUGGAGAACAGUUGGGGAAGAUGGAUAUUGAUUCUGGAAUUGAAGAAGUGUCAAGUGUCAUGAUUUGUAGAACAACCGGAAAGAAGUUCUCUCUACUGAAUCUUGAAUCUGGGCAACUUCAGCUUCCCCAACCUCUUCUGACUCAUCCUAAUCGGUAAAGAUUUCAUGCUUAGUUAACAGCCGUCUUUCAGCUAUGAACAAUAAGGUGAAUUGCAAUCUCUAGUAAUGGCUCGCAUCGGAAACUAUGUUUGGUCCAAAAACAAUUUGCCAAAAGUUGUGUUCUUACCUAACAUAUGUAGGUGAUGUGUUUGAGUUGUAUAAUUACCUUCAUUAUUAUGUAGAGUAAAUUAAAUGAGGGUUGAA